Molecule: messenger RNA, 2630 nt
Organism: Spirodela intermedia
Lineage: Eukaryota; Viridiplantae; Streptophyta; Magnoliopsida; Alismatales; Araceae
Source: the annotation of a GenBank genome assembly
AUGGCCUUGUCGAGGGCCACCCGAAUUAUACGCAGGCAGCCGCUAGCCGCCGAUCUCCUGAGCCCCAUCCGAGUUCCCAGCAACACCAGCAGCAGUCGUGCAGGGAUCCUCUCUGGUAGCCUCCCUCCAUCCGGACGGCAAAGUCUCCCCCCGGCCAGAUACAUCUCCACAGGUGCCAGUCUGCCGAAUCACGUCCCUAGCUUCAGGGCUAUAAGCACCACCCCCUGCCAUCACUUCCCGUCGGCAGAGAAGAUGGCCGAAGAGGAGGAGGAGGAGGAGGAUGAGAAGGAGAGGAGGGAGAUGCUGCCGGGGCUGGGGAUGACGAAGCCGGGGGAGAAGCCGCGGGUCGUGGUUCUGGGCAGCGGGUGGGCGGCCUGCCGGUUCCUGAAGGACCUGGACACGGAGACGUACGACGCGGUGUGCGUCUCCCCGAGGAACCACAUGGUCUUCACCCCCCUCCUCGCCUCCACCUGCGUCGGCACCCUCGAGUUCCGCUCCGUUGCCGAGCCCGUCAGCCGCAUCCAGCCGGCGCUCUCCUCCUCACCCAACUCCUACUUCUUCCUGGCCUCCUGCACUGGCAUCGACACGCGCAGGCACGAGGUCUGCACAGUCCCCCUCUCGAUAUUUCUUACUCUUAUCUUCACCACUCGUAAGUUUUUCUUUUAACACAUUUACAGUGCGAUACAUUCUUAAAAGAAUUCAUAGUGCUACAUAUCUUGACCCUGAGCCUCAUUCAUAAAUAAAAAACAUGGUAUUUUAUUGAAGCAAAACACUGUCACGAUAAGAACAAUCGUCAAAUAUGGUAGUUCCCUCAUUUUAUUUUUGCGAAACACUGUCACGAUAAGAGCAAAACACUGUCAUCGAUUAUUUUAGCGCUUCGAUUAUUGAACCAAAUCCUUUAUAUUGAUCAUCAGUUGUUAAGCUGAUUGAUGGGUCUUUCCCUCAUUUAGAUAAAGAUUGUCAAUUUGAGCAGGUAAUCUGAUUCCUCACAGGUGUACUGCGAGGCCGCGCCAAAUAGCGGCCUGCCCUCAGAGCCCUACAGGUUUAAAGUGGCGUACGACAAGCUCGUGAUCGCAGCUGGCGCCGACCCGCUGACUUUCAAUGUCAAGGGGGUCAAGCCGCACGCCUUCUUCCUCCGCGAAGUCGGCCAUGCGCAGGAGAUCCGGAAGAAGUUGCUCCUGAACCUAAUGCUCUCCGAGAACCCAGGUAAGCGUUCUUCAGAUGUUGUCCCACGUCGGCUGUGAAAAUUACCGAGUAAACGAUUUAGACUUUGAAAAAGUCAUGGAGUCGGAUGGCGCGAGGGUCGCAGGGUUAUCCGAGGCAGAGAAGAAACGACUACUGCACUGCGUGGUCGUCGGAGGAGGGCCUACCGGCGUCGAGUUCAGCGGUGAACUAAGCGACUUCAUAAUGAGGGAUGUCCGACGGAGGCAUUCUCACGUCAAGGACUACGUUCGCGUUACCCUCAUCGAGGUACGUUUCAGUCUGAUCACACGCUUGAACUCAUAAAAUCUCUCUCUCUCUCUGCGUUUAUCUCUCUCCCUCUUUGUUGGAUAAAUGGGAGUAAAAUUUGAUUCAAAACAGGCGAACGAGAUAUUAUCGUCGUUCGACGUGAGGUUGAGGCAGUACGCCAACAAUCACUUGACAAAGGUAAGGCAGGAACGAGAUGAAACCCAGGGUUACCUGGUCUCUAUGGUGGCUUGAUACCUCGCUCCUGCAUGCAUCAGUGUGGGGUUCGCCUGGUGAGAGGCGUUGUGAAGGAGGUCCAACCGAGGAAGAUCGUGCUUAACGAUGGCUCCGAGGUUCCUUACGGGCUGCUCGUCUGGUCGACUGGCGUCGGCCCUUCGGAGUUCGUAAGGUCCCUCGAUCUCCCCAGAUCUGCCGGCGGAAGGUGCCUCCUCUUCUCUCCCCAGCUCUCCUCCUCCUCUCGCCCGGUAGAGGGACACGUGUUUUGGGCUGCUUCUCCGACUGACGGGGCUGUUUGCCGGAAAUCUCUGCAGGAUCGGCGUCGACGAGUGGCUGCGUGUCCCUUCCGUGGAGGAUGUGUUCGCGCUUGGAGACUGCGCCGGGUUUCUGGAGCAGACGGGGAGGCAGGUGCUUCCGGCUCUGGCUCAGGUCCGCUCUUCUCUCACGAGACCCGCUUUGAAGGAUGCCGGAGGACUAAAACAUGCCUGGCGAUUGAACAGGUGGCGGAGAGGGAGGGCAAGUACUUGGCGGUGCUGUUCAGCAAGAUCGCGAAGCAGAACGGCGGAAGAGCGUCCGCCACCGGAGAGGUCGCCCUCGGAGAGCCCUUCGUGUACAAGCACCGGGGAAGCAUGGCGUCCGUGGGGCGUUACAAGGCUCUCGUCGAUCUCAGGCGGAGCAAGGUCGGCAGCAGUCGAUCGAUCUCUCCUCCAGCUCUUGGCCCUCCGAUUCUUCUUCUUCUGCAUUUAUUCGGCUCAGACGCCUGGUUCUUCUCCUCGCUGCAGGAUGCUAAGGGGCUCUCCCUCGCGGGGUUUGUCAGCUGGCUCAUCUGGAGGUCGGCCUACCUCACGCGCGUGGUGAGCUGGAGGAACCGGUUUUACGUCGUGGUGAACUGGGCGACCACCCUCGUCUUCGGCCGGGAUAACUCCCGCAUAGGAGGCUGCUCGUAG